AUACUUUUAGGUAAGCCUUGAGCCAGAUCAUUUUGAAGCAUGGAACAAUUUAUCAUCGGCAUAUAUCAAGUUAGGCCAGAAAGAAAGAGCUAGAAAGAUUUUGCAGGAGGCGUUAAAGUUCAACUUCGAGCAUCCGAAAGUAUGGGAGAAUUUCCUACUUCUUUGUGUCGACACUGCUCAAUUCGAUCAGGCAAUAAACGCAUUUCACCGGCUACUCGAUCUGAAUAAGCAACAAAAGGAUGACGAAGUUUUGGAUAUCCUCACGUCGAACGUUUUACAUAUGUUCAAAGAGGCGGACGACGAUGUUUCAAAAGAUCAAGCAGCGCAGCUUAAAGGGAAGCUUUUGAAACUCUUUGGUAGGCUUAGUGCCUCGCAGACGUUAUCAUCGAAGAAUUGGAGUAAAGACUUUGAAACAUGCUGUUCUGUGCUUUCCAAAGCCGUCGAACUGGCGAAUGAGCGUCUUCGAUUCGCUUCUUUGAAAGGAGAGGCCGCAGUUAACCAGGCCAAAUCUCGUGUGAGGAUGUCACUAAAACCACUUAUUACCGUUGUCAGAAAAGAGUACGAAAAACAAGGAAACGAACAUGUGGAUGAAAUUACGCUAAAAGUCGCCGAAUGUUUGGCGGUAGCUGAUGCAAUUCUAUUGACAGUCUCGAGUUAA
Angiostrongylus costaricensis is the source of this 658-nucleotide messenger RNA. NCBI's taxonomy places the organism in Eukaryota, Metazoa, Nematoda, Chromadorea, Rhabditida, Metastrongylidae. The record is from the annotation of a GenBank genome assembly.